Manis pentadactyla (Chinese pangolin) is the source of this 3793-nucleotide messenger RNA. It is a transcript of the gene RADX, whose product is annotated as RPA1 related single stranded DNA binding protein, X-linked. Gene Ontology annotation, biological process: regulation of DNA repair. Gene Ontology annotation, cellular component: replication fork. Lineage: Eukaryota; Metazoa; Chordata; Mammalia; Pholidota; Manidae. The record is from RefSeq and is a predicted model, not a curated record. Gene Ontology annotation, molecular function: single-stranded DNA binding.
AUGUGGCUCAAGCUUAAAAGGGCCACGAGCACUCCUUCCCCUCCCUCUUGUUACGCUUUGGGAACCAGGGCUACCAAUGCUGUUCCUGCUACCCCUCCCGUGGCAAUCCCGCGGGCACCAGAACCGAGGACCCGCUACGUAACCGCGCUCGGUGCUGCCUAUCGGCCAGGCCGGGUAGAGAUCGUCGCCCAAGCGCGCGGUUGCUUGCUCUCUCGCUUUGAACUGGGAAAAUUAGCUUUGGGGAGUGAAGAGGGUAGUCAGUGGCCUGACGAUCCGUCUGGUGAGUUAGGCCAGCCUGAAGCCAGCCCCACACAUGCUAGGCUAGACCGGCCGAACCGUGAGAGAAGUGGGGCUAGCGUCCCGGGAGGGGUGAUCCGAAGGGCCGUGGCCCAAGGGCCCAAGUCCUGGAUCCGAAAUGUUCUUGAGCAAAGAACGGACUCACCUGUCCAGUGGAUCACCCCUUCGGAGGUGGUGCCUGUCGCUGUGCUGGCUGUCCAAAGGUACCUGUUAGAGGAUGAGCCACGCGACGGGAUACCGAAACCGCCUCUUUACUGCUUUGAUGUGACGAUCUCCGACGGGGUGUACCAGGAGAAGUGCUACCUGGUCCCCAGCCUAAACGAUCUCGUAUACAAAAAUAUUCUGAAUGUUGGCGUAGAAAUGAGAAUUUCCAGAGUCUCGUGUCUUUACAACGAGAGAAGAACAGGCCAGGGCAUCCUGUGCAUAGAUAGCGUCCACUGUGGGAAGACCUUGGACUUCAUUUCCUUAGAAACUCUCUUUAGAAAUAGUGCGCACGAGGAGAUACAAAAGAGGCUGAAGGGCGGUAGGAGUCAUUACCUGGCGCUGUGGAAUAACGAAGACAGGUAUGGAGAUAUCUGGCUAACCAACAAGCAACCUGAGGAACACAAUUGUAACGAUACCAGAAUAAUUUCUGUUUCUCACCUUGAAAUGACUUGGGCUGACAGAAGUUAUUUUCCUCCAUUGCUUGUGAGAAUCUUGCAUAAAUCAAUACUGCGAUACUAUGGAAAACCUGAUAAAAAGAUGAUUGAGCCAUACCAGGCCUUUUUGGAAGUUGCUGACAGCUCAGGCACAGUGUCAGUGAUUAUGUGGAAUACCUUGUGUCCUGAGUGGUAUAAACGUUUGCGGGUUGGUUUAGUUCUUCUACUUCAACAUUAUUCCGUUAAAAAGAGUUAUCCAUUCAGGAUGCAGCCUCUUCCUGUGGAUCCACAGAGCAAACGAAUUUCUACAAUCAAAAUCUGCCUGAACCCUCGAGAUCCUCCAACUAAUAUAAUUAUCAUUCCAGAAAAGCAGGUGAAACCAGAAUGGAGAUUGCCAAAAUUAAAUCACCACUUUACCACAAGAUCAGAACUGGAUGAUAUGCCAGAAAAUCAUAUCUGUGAUGUUAUUGGCAUUUUAGUUUUUGUAGAAAGGGUUCAGAGGUCAAAGCAGAAAGAAAACUCUGAAGAUUUUUGGUCAUAUCGUUGGAUUCAUAUUGCUGAUGGGACUUCAGAACAACCAUUUAUAGUGGAACUGUUUUCUACAUCUCAGCCUGAAAUCUUUGAAAAUAUUUAUGCAAUGACAGAUUUCGUGUGUACACAGUUGAAAGUUGUCAGAAAUGACACUCAAGUACCUAAACUGCUUUACCUCACCACUACAAAUGAAAGUCAGAUAUUUAUUAUUGGUCGUAAAAGCCGGCCGUAUUCCAACAAUACCAAGGUAAAAAACUUCCUUCAGUGGAGUAAAGAAAAGACUGAUUCUGGGGAAAUGAAAAAUACGAUUAUUGGUGUAUAUUACCCCUAUCCACCAGUGCCAGAGACAUUUUUGAAAUAUAAGAGUUCUUCUUUUUCAGUUGAGUCACUCUUCACGGCUUUAAAUGAAUUGAGGAAGGACAUUGAAGACAUGCAGUAUAGGGAACAAAAGCGCAUUGCAAUUCAGGGGAUAAUUACUGUUAUAAAGUAUGUUCCCACUAACUGUGCUACUGAAAGUGCCUCAGCAUCAGAAACACUUCGGAAUGCCAGCCAGCCCUCAACAUCCCAAGCAGCUGGAAAAGAAAGUCAGACUCGGGAAAGAUGUGAUAAACAGCAUCAAGAUGAUGAUCCUGUGAGUUCUCAGUGUUUUCAAGCUCCACGUACAAGUUUGAGCCCUACCAGGAAAAAAAGCGCUCUGCAAGGGCCAUAUGCCAAACGACACAGACCAUAUUGGACUAGAGACCCAUUCUGGAGUGCUGGUCUACUCCAGUAUGAUUUCAUCUUAACCAAUUACAUCUUCAGUGACCCUGUUUCCAAAGUUCCUAUACCUCAGCCAGAAACUUCUGCAGGAGCAAAAGGAAACAAACCAAGCAUGCCAGGGCCCUACCAAUGUCUGAACCAUGAGAUAGCAACUGAUGUUGCAUUCCUACCCAUGUAUUGUCCAGAAGAUCUCCAAACGUCACAAAUAGACACGUUAUUAACCUGCAUGAAUUACAGCUGUGUGUAUCCGCAGGCAGAAACUGGCCAUGGCAGAUUGCCAUUCAAGAGCUCUUGCAGGUAAGACAUUCUCGGUGAUGUUAUAAAAGCAGCAAGUAAACUGGACAGACUGCAUGUCAUUGUGAUCUUGGAUAUCUUUAAUUUGGGUAACAAUAAAGUAAAAGUCUAUUUGCAUAAAAUUUAUAGUCCAGAUAAUACUUCUUAAAAAUUGGAAAAUGAAGUUAUUACAGGUUAUAAAGAAGGCACAGCUUUAAAGAUAUUCUAUCAUUUUGUUUGUAAUUUCAAUAACUGUCUCUCAGCAAGAAUAUUACAUAAGCUCUAAAGUUAAGUGGUUUUAUGUUCAUGUUGUAUUUGAGCUAACACACUUCAUUUUAAAUUUGUUACUGAAUAGGUCAUCAAAACAAUUUUUGUGUAUCAGGAAAAUUUAGUGAUAAUUUGUGUUUACUGUUCUAUUUGUGAAGUAUACUUUUAUUCUAAAGCCUCAGCAUUAGACAUCCUGACUACAAGAGUAACUUUUCAUAGACAUUUAACAUCCUUCCACUUUUAUUCACUUAUAAUGGGAAAUGUUGAAUUGCUAAUUGAAGAUUAAAUUCUCCUAAAUUGGUUAACCUGCUUUGUCACAAAUAAGGUAGUUUCUGUUAUUUUCAAAAACACCCAUGGGUUGUUAAGGUCCAAUUGUUGUGGUCUUUAUUUUGGUCAGCUGUACAAUGAGUGUGCUAACUUGAAUUGUUUUAAGGCUUUCCACUCCCUAUUUUGGCUUCAUAUCCUUUGAAUUUCUAAGUGUUUUGACCAGUGUGUGAUCUCAAAGCCAGAGGUUACAGUAUGUCCGUAUUCUUGGUAUGUUCAUUUGUAAUUCUGGUACAUGUAAUGUGAGUUUAGUGAAAUUUUAUCUCAUAUUAACAUUUUAAGUGCUUAUUUUGGAAGUAUAAAACAGAAACUAAGGGAAUUGGUUUUAUUCCGGUUGUCUGUUAUACUUUAUUUUAACUAUAAAUGGCUAUUCCAUAUUUGCAAGGCCCUGUGGUUGACAUCUGUGGUCAAUUAGAUAAGCCAAAAAGACCAUCACGAGUUAAAAGUUAUUCUGUAUCAAGAUGAAUCUGAUUGUAGUUAAGCCAUUAACUUGUGGGGUUUCCUUCUAGCCCCAUGGUCUGUGACUUCAUCUGCUAUACAUUUUAAAUGUAUUGGGCAGUUUACAUACCUAAAGAUAGAUGCUGAAAUUGUUUGUAAAUGUGUUCAAUCUUUUGUUCUUUAUAAUUGGGUGUAAAUGUUAAUUAAAAUAGUGAAUCCUCAUGUUAAAAUUUUGAGUGUAAUAUUGAAGAAGUUAAAGCACAAUA